Stylophora pistillata is the source of this 1882-nucleotide messenger RNA. RefSeq names its product methylcrotonoyl-CoA carboxylase beta chain, mitochondrial. Gene Ontology annotation, biological process: L-leucine catabolic process. NCBI's taxonomy places the organism in Eukaryota, Metazoa, Cnidaria, Anthozoa, Scleractinia, Pocilloporidae. Gene Ontology annotation, molecular function: methylcrotonoyl-CoA carboxylase activity. The record is from RefSeq and is a predicted model, not a curated record. Gene Ontology annotation, cellular component: methylcrotonoyl-CoA carboxylase complex; mitochondrion.
AAGUAGUCGUCUUGAUUCAGAUAAUUCAUAAAUUAUUGUUCAAGGAUUUGAUUUUUGUGAAAAUCGAGAGGACUCAACACCUAAAAUAGGUCAAGAAUUGUUGCUCUUAAGGGAUAUACUGGCUAACUGCCCUGUAUUUUGCCUUCAAUUUUCGAUAAUACUAUGUCUUAUUCUGUUUUUCAUGGGAUAUCUCGCUUACUUGGAAGAUCAUCGCAACUCGUAGGAUCACUUUUAUCUAAAUCUGUUCGGGCUAAACCACUAUCAAAUUUUCCUAACUUUAAAGUUAUUGACGGCAAUGUUGAUAGAAAUAGUCCAGCGUUUUUGUCAAAGCAAACUCAACAAACUGAGAUUCUCAAAUCGUUUGAGGAAUAUACGAACAUGGCGUUGCUUGGUGGUGGUGAAAAAGCCAUUGAACGGCACACGAAGAGGAACAAAAAGCUGUUAGUUCGAGAGAGACUCAGUAAACUGUUGGAUGACGGAACUGACUUGCUAGAGUUCUCCCAAUUUGCUGGACUUGAUCUUGAGUAUGGUAACGUGCCCUGCGCCGGGGUAGUUACAGGGAUUGGACAGAUUGCAGGACAGUUGUGUGUUAUUAUUGCCAAUGAUGCAACAGUGAAAGGUGGAACUAUUUAUCCUAUUGCAGUUAAGAAGCAACUCAGGGCUCAAGAGAUAGCAGAAGUGAACAAGCUUCCUUGUAUUUUUCUUAUAGAUUCAGGAGGAGCAUUUCUUCCAUUACAGGCUGACAUAUUUCCAGAAACUGGUGGGCGGGUGUUUUAUAAUGAGGCUGUGAUGUCAAUGAAUGCUGUUCCAACUAUUUGUGUGGUGUGUGGAUCGUGUACUGCCGGUGCUGCAUAUGUACCCACAAUGGCUGAUGAAGCUGUUAUUGUAGAUAAAAUUGGUACAAUCUUCCUAGGUGGCCCUCCUUUGGUUAAGGCUGCCACCGGGGAAGUUGUCAGUGCAGAGGAACUAGGCGGAGCUUUGAUGCACUCCAGUGUCAGUGGAUGUACAGAUCAUUUUGAAGCUGAUGAAGAAAGUGCUAUGGAAACAACAAGAAGUAUUGUUGCAACACUAAAUAGAGAGCAGUGGGUUACUUCACCAGAUGUACAAGCUCCUUUGUUUGACUGUGAUGAUCUUUUAACACUUGCAUUACAUGACAGUACACAAUUUCCUAUCUAUGAGAUAUUGGCAAGACUUGUUGAUGGAAGCCAGUUCCAGGAGUUUAAAACCAGAUUUGGACCAGAAAUAAUCACAGGAUUUGCUCGCGUUCAUGGAGGAAUUGUGGGUUGUGUGGCUAACGCUCGAAACGUAACAUCUCAAGCGUCCUUGAAGGGCACGCAUUUUGUGGAGUUGUGUUGUCAGCGGAACAUUCCUCUCUUGUUCCUUCAAAACAUUGUUCCCCAAACUCCCGCCACUUCGUCCGCAGAGAACAGCGCCUGUUUGAUCAAAGAUCAAGCAAAGAUGAUGUCAGCAGUAGCCUGUGCUCAGGUUCCAAAGAUUACAGUUAUCAUGAAGGGCAGUUACGGACCAAGCAGUUAUGCAAUGUGUGGUCGUUCUUUUGAUCCGCAUUUCUUAUAUACAUGGUCCACUGCUCGAGUUGCGAUGGAUACAGUCGAGGACAUGGUUUCCAUGUGUUGUGCUGAGCAUGAUACAGACGACGACAGUUUGGACGAAGAGAAACUCGUGGCAUUGAAGGAGAAGCUCAGCAAGAAGUUUGAGAAGGAAUCACAAGGUUACUACGGAAGUGCUCGUCUGUGGGAUGAUGGUGUUAUUCUACCUCAAGACACAAGAAAGGUCCUGGGUCAGAGUUUACGCGCGGCGCUCUCCUCAUUCCCUCGCGGACAACGCAGCAAUUUUGGCGUCUUUAGAAUGUGAUACUAAAUUC